Messenger RNA from Closterium sp. Naga37s-1, 1635 nucleotides. Lineage: Eukaryota; Viridiplantae; Streptophyta; Zygnematophyceae; Desmidiales; Closteriaceae. The record is from the annotation of a GenBank genome assembly.
AUGCCCAUCCAUUCGUACACGUGGAUCUUCGUUGUGACGCUGAUAUUCUCCCUCCUCGACGCCUAUGCCAUCGGUACGAACGACGUCGCCAAUUCCUUCGCCACGUCGGUGGGAUCGCGGUCGCUUACCCUUAAGCAAGCCGUGUGCAUCGCCUUCUUCACUGAAUUCGGAGGAGCGGUCGCUCUUGGCGCUACGACGGCCGAUACAGUCAAGGACAACAUUAUCAAUAUCAACAUGUUCAGCAGUCGGCCAGACCUUCUAAUGUCAGGCUUCAUGUGCGCGUUAAUAGCGUCCUCGGCAUGGGUCAUGAUUGCGAGUACUCUAGGCUUCCCUCUUUCUACCACACACUCCAUAAUCGGUGCGCUUAUCGGAGUUGGCAUUAGCGCAUACGGAAAGGACGCGGUGAACUGGGGAUGGGAGGGUAGAGGCGUGGCGCAGAUCGCAACAUCUUGGGUCCUAGCUCCUUGUCUAGCGGGCGUCCUCGCAGCAGCGAUCUACACAAUCACACUCUUUGCUGUCAUGAAUCGGAGAAACUCUCUCCGAGCAGGAAUCUGGGCCGUUCCUUUCUUCUUCACCAGCACCAGCUUCAUCGUCAGUUUCUAUGUCUUCGCCAGAAACAGCCGGUGGGGAUUUUUGAAUGAAGAGGGUGUUCAUAGCAGCAACAUUGGUUUGACAUUUGCUAUCACAGGGGCGAUCACAGGCGCGACUCUUAUCUUUUCAGUUGGGUUCCUUGUCCCAUUCUUCAUCCGACGGCUGGAGAAAGAGGAGAGCCUCAGGUGGUACCACGUGUUCUGCAUCCACUGGCUGCCAGAGCAGCCGCAUGACACCAAGAUCGACACAUACUUGAAACGAACCUUCACCCCGCAGCUGCUGAACGAUGACGAAAAAUCAGACCUCGGAAUGCCUGUAGAGGACGAGGAGGAGGAAGAGCACAAAGAGGAGCGGUGGGAGCAGCAAAAGCUCAAGCACAGAAGCCUUGUCAUGCGGCUCGCCCACCACAUCAAAUGGCUGCUCAUGCGCACACUAUACAUCGACGUCGCGUCGGUGCAGCGGCGGAACAAGGGUGCAGUGCGCGCGCACGAGGUGGCGAUCCUGUACGACAACAAGACAGAAUACCUGUACUCGCUGCUGCAGGUGGUCACAGCGUCCUUUGCCAGCUUCUCCCAUGGCUCGAAUGAUGUUGCCGGCUCGCUGGGGCCCCUGGCAGGGGUGUACCAGCUGUGGGAGACUGGCACCUUCUCAACAUAUGCCAGCAUUCCCUACUGGAUGCUUGUCAAUGCCGGGUUGAUGAUCGACCUCGGUCUUGCCCUUUACGGGUACAACAUAAUGCGCAACCUGGGCAACAACAUCACGUACCACUCGCCCUCCCGUGGUUUCUCCAUGGAGCUAGGCGCCGCCCUCGCAGUCCUCACCGCCUCCUUCCUCGCUCUACCGGUCUCCACCACUCAGUGCAUUGUGGGCGCCACAGUGGCCGUGGGGCUGUGCAACGGCAAGUGGAGAGCUAUUAACUGGGGCAUGGUGGCCAUUGCUGGGUUCGGCUGGGUGAUCACUCUCCCUGUCGCCGGUACGGCCGCUGGGCUGCUCUAUGCGGUUCUCACUCGUGGCCCCAGCUUCACCUUGCCGCCCUCGCAGUGA